Molecule: messenger RNA, 861 nt
Organism: Penicillium expansum
Lineage: Eukaryota; Fungi; Ascomycota; Eurotiomycetes; Eurotiales; Aspergillaceae
Exons: 4
Coding region: 1-861 (286 amino acids)
Source: RefSeq, a predicted model, not a curated record
AUGGCCAAGGCCGAGUCCGAUCUCAGAUCCAUUCUCGAUGGUGGCUUCGAUCCUCAGGAGUUCCCCUGGUACGAGCCAGAAUUGAUUGAGGUUCCUGAGCCAGCAAAGACUUUGCUCGAAAAGUACAGCAAAAUCCCACCUGGGCACGAGGUGGAACAUGUGAAGAAAGUGAGAGACCGAGCAUUCGCUGUGUUCCCAUAUCCUUGUAUUGGAUCAUUCCGGUUCCUGGACUUGAGUAUCCCACAGUCACCGCUCUACCCUGAAAUUCUGGAUAGACUCAAGUCCGGUCAAAAGUUGCUUGAUGUCGGGUGUGCAGUCGGACAAGAGCUGCGUCAACUGGUCUUCGACGGCGUCCCCUCUGAGAACCUCUAUGCCUCAGACCUGCGACAAGACUUCUACGACAUUGGGUAUGACCUAUUCAACGACCACGAUCAUCUCAAAGCCCAGUUCAUUGUAGCAGAUAUAUUCGACGACAACUCCAAUCUAGUGAAAAAACUGACCCACAAGAUUGAUAUUGUGAACGCCGCUUCAUUUUUCCAUCUUUUCAACUGGGAUCAGCAGGUCCUAGUUGCGAAGCGGCUCGUCGGGUUACUUCAUGAUAAGCCUGGCUCCCUUCUAAUCGGUCGGCAAAUUGGUCUAGUGAACCCUCCGCCCCCGGAAGAUAAGGAAGCCGCUGGGAAGCACUAUCGUCAUGAUCCUGCUACGUGGAGAAAAUUCUGGGAGCAGGUCGGUGCUGAAACAGGGACGAAAUGGGAGGUUGAGACUCGGAUAGAGAAGUGGGCUGGGACUGACAAGACGAUGAAAGACUACCAUGAGGGGAUGGACACUUUCAAGCUGAGGUUCAGUGUUCGGAGGCUGUAG